Pangasianodon hypophthalmus (striped catfish) is the source of this 2974-nucleotide messenger RNA. It is a transcript of the gene exoc3, whose product is annotated as exocyst complex component 3. Lineage: Eukaryota; Metazoa; Chordata; Actinopteri; Siluriformes; Pangasiidae. The coding region runs from base 228 to 2468 and encodes 746 amino acids. The record is from RefSeq and is a predicted model, not a curated record. Gene Ontology annotation, cellular component: exocyst. Gene Ontology annotation, molecular function: SNARE binding. The transcript is spliced from 13 exons. Gene Ontology annotation, biological process: exocytosis; exocyst localization.
ACCGACUGUCAGCUGCUGUUGCUGGGCGGCGCAUAGCAACCAGGAAGGUUCUGCACUAGCAGUAAGAGAUGUUCUAGCAAAUAAUAUUGAAUUAAUGCUUCAAGAAGCGUCGCGUAGCUCAUUAGGAACCUAAUCAGUCUUUAGCGUCUGGUCAUACAGAUGAUCUUUCCUUAAAUCGGUGCAUCACUUUGUCUCCGGUGGCGUUUCAGUGUUUCCCCGUCGCAGUGAUGGAGGAGACGAACAGAGAGGCGGUAGCUACAGCCGUGCAGAGGGUGGCCGGGAUGCUGCAGCGCUCCGACCAGCUGGACAAAGUGGAGCAGUACAGACGCAGAGAGGCGCGCAAGAAGGCGUCUGUAGAGGCCAGACUGAAGGCUGCUAUCCAGUCUCAGUUGGACGGAGUACGCACAGGCCUGACGCAGCUGCACAAUGCCCUCUGUGACGUCAAGGACAUCCAGAACUCGCUGGCUGAUGUCAGUAAGGACUGGAGGCAGAGCAUCAACACCAUCGAGAACCUGAAGGACGUCAAGGAGGCCGUGGUGCAGCACAGUCAGCUGGCCUCCGCAGUGGAGAACCUCAAGAACAUCUUCUCAGUGCCAGAGAUUGUGCAGGAGACACGUGAGCAGAUCGAACGUGGUGAGCUGCUGCAGGCGCACCGUCGGCUCAUGGACCUGGAGUGCACACGUGACAACCUGCUGUACGAGCAGCACCGACUGGACAGCAGGAACGCGCCCGAGCCGGGCCUCAUCGGAGCCUACUUCGGCGAGGUUCAGGGUCUCUCUGAUGAGCUCGCUAAGCAGCUGUGGCUGGUCCUGCAGCGUGCGCUGGUCACCGUGCGCCGCGACCCUACCAUGCUGGUGUCAGCGGUGCGCAUCAUCGAGCGCGAGGAGAGGGUGGACCGCCGCAUGCUGGAGCGCAACCGGCAGACCUCCUUUCUCCCUCCGGGCCGGCCCAAGGGCUGGAAGAAACGCAUGAGCGAGGUCCUGGAGGUCACGGUGAGCGGGCGCAUCGAGAGCGCGCAGGCCGAGACGCGACAGUCCGACAAGAUGUGGCUGGUGCGCCUGCUGGAGAUCACACGCCGCUACGUGCUGGACGACCUCCUCAUCGUCAAGAACCUGGUGGUGCAGUGCUUUCCUCCGCACUACGACACCUUCCGCCUGUUCCUGGACCUCUACCACAGAGCCGUGUCCGCACGCGUCCAGGAGCUCGCCGAAGACGACCUGGAGCCCAACGAGAUCGUGUCUCUGCUCACCUGGGUGCUCAACACGUACAAAAGUGUGGAGAUGAUGGGCCAUCCAGAUCUGUCCCCCGAGUGUGACGCCAAGCAGUUGGAGCCUCUGCUGCCUGAGGAUGUGGUGAACCAGCUGCUUGGCAAAUACCUGACUACUUUCACUUCUAACAUCACAGGCUGGCUGCGGAAAGCUCUGGAAACCGAUAAGAAGGACUGGCAGAAGGAGACGGAGCCCGAGGCAGAUCAGGAUGGCUACUACCAGACCACUCUACCUGCCAUCGUCUUCCAGAUGUUUGAACAGAACCUGCAAGUGGCGGCUCAGAUCAACGAGACGUUUAAAGAGCAGGUGCUGAAGCUCUGUCUGAAGCAGAUGACCUCCUUCCUUGUCAGGUACAGGGAAGAGGCCGUUGUUUACAAGGAUGAACACCUGAAAGAUCGUCAGCUUCCACAGUGCUACGUCCAGUACAUGAUCGCCAUCAUCAAUAACUGCCAGACCUUUAAGGAGUCUAUAAAUAGUCUGAAACGGAAAUACUCGCAGUCGACGGAGCCCAACAACAUCGAUGCAGCCAUCGAGAAAACCCUGAGCGACGUGGCCAAGGAGGGUUGCCAGUUCUUAUUGGACGAAGUCUUCCUGGAUUUGGAGAAUCAUCUGAAUGAGCUGAUGACCCGGAAGUGGUUGACAGGCUCUCAUGCAGUAGACACCAUCUGCGUGACUGUGGAGGACUACUUCAAUGACUUUGCCAAAAUUAAAAAGCCUUAUAAUCAGAAGAUGACGACAGAGGCUCACCGGCGUGUGGUAGUGGAGUACCUGAAGGCCAUCAUGCAGAAACGCAUCACGUUUAAAAACGCAGACGAGAGGAAAGAGGGAGCGGAGAGGAUGAUCAAAGAGGCAGAACAGUUCAGCUUUCUCUUCAAAAAACUCUCUGCUGGAGAGGACACAGACUGGCUGUGUGGCUCCAUCUCUGCCAUAGCGGAGGUGUUCAAGCUGACUGACCCCACUCUUCUGUUCCUGGAGGUGUCCACACUGGUCUCCAAGUACCCGGAUAUCAGGGAGGAGCACAUUGUGGCCUUGCUGGCAGUUCGAGGCGAUGCCAAUCGUGACACACGGCAGAUGAUCAUUGAGACACUGAACCAGAGCAAACCGUCCAUCUCCCCCAACACGCUGCCCAUCUUCAGGGAUAUCACCGUGCCAACCAUCGCAGCCAUGACGGCAAUGGCGGUGCCUAAACUUCUGAAAUAACCCACUAAGACCUGACCUUUGACCCGUUUGGCUUUAUACCUUAAGGAACACCAUCAUCAUCAUCAUCAUCAUUAUCAUGAGAACUGGCCCCAUGCCGCAUGCAGAGAGAGAGAGAUGCGUGUACAGAAAACCCCUAGAUGUUUUUUUUUUUUUUUGGUUUGUUCUUUUAAACACUAAAAUUAUUCUCUGCCUCCUCCCCGCUUGCACACAACCAGACUGGAUAAUUUCACUGGCAUCUCAGAGCUUCUGUAUGAUCCUUUGGGAAAGAAAUCAAGUCACAGCCUGACCCUCAUGUCACAGUUUUUCCAGAAGCUGCCUGUAAUGCUCGUACUUCCUGUUUACAUGCGUGACUUGAUGAUUUCUUCACAGCUCACACUUCCUGUUGUGUGAAACAGGACAACACUGAGUGCAUGGAAUACACUCACGCUGUAAAGUUAAUGAGAGCCACCACAGACCAAAAAAAUAAUCACUUCAGAUUAAUAAAAUUAUGAUUAAUACUAUUUCAA